AAAGGUGUAGUGGUACAGAGAAGUGAUGAUAGAUCGUACAUUGUAGAGACCGCUGAAGGAACUAGAUAUCGCCGUAAUCGGUAUCACCCCAGAAAGACUGCAGAGUCAGCUCCUGUACAAAGUGAAGUCGGGGAAGUUGAUAUUGAAACAGACUGCGAAAGUCCCAAGGAGGAGAAUGGAAUCGUAGAAAAGUUACCAAGUCCAGGCUUGGAACCGAUGAGAAAGGAACCAGGAACACUUAGCCCAGCCAAACAUCAGCCUGAGACUUCUAAGCCAGUACGUCCACAACGUGUACGCAAAACACCAGCAUAUUUUGCUGACUAUGCACUGGGAUAAACAUGAUAAACGUUAAAAUUGACAAUCUUAAAGUGUCGACACAGUCACAGACUCCUUAAGAGCACUGACAUCCGAGCCAGAGAUACAACGGAAGGCGGAACUGCAAAACGGGGAGGAUGUUACAAUAGGUACUAAAUAUACGUUAUAAUACGAUUACUAGUUAAUAUUAAUAAUAGGUUUGAUAUUAAGUUACUGUGAUUGACAAAUGACUGGGGAUACAAAGAAACACAAUAUAGGAAUUAAGGCGUGGAAACAAAGGCCGAGACUAGAGAGUUUGUAUGUUAUGCAAGGUUGAUAUUAAAAAGUUUGAACGUUGAGUACUUGAAACACAAGUUACUGGUGACAAACAACUGCAACGCCUAAAGACCUGCAAGAAAGAGAUCGUUUCGUACACAGGAGAACACCGUAAAAUCACCGGAAGAGCCAAAUUGCCGGUGUGGUUCGGAGAUCAGCAAAGAACAUUGAACUUUAACAUUAUUCACGGAGAUUAUCAACCAGUUUUAUCAUUAGAUACAAGCAUCGCUCUUGCCGUUGUCAAUUUGACCAACUGUGAUAUUUUGGCACUGACAAUAAAGCCUCCAGAAGACAACUCGUAUGUUGCAGAAGAGUAUGCCGACGUUUUUGAUGGCCUGGGCGAGAUACCAGGAGCUCACACGAUAACUAUAGAAGAUACGGCGAAGCCAGUUAUCCAUGCCCCUCGACGUGUUCCAGUCGCAUUACGAUCUCAAAUAAAAGCCAAACUAGAUGAGUUAGUCGACCGAAAAGUCAUUGUCCCUGUCACAGAACCCACUCGUUGGGUAUCCAGUAUGUUGGCAGUCGUCAAGCCGAACAAGAUCCGUAUAUGCAUCGACCCGCGAGACCUAAAUCGUGUUAUACGACGCGAACAUUACCAACUACCCACUGUAGAUGAAGUCACUUCAAGAUUAACGGGUGCCAAGAAAUUCACACUCUGCGAUGCUAAGGACGGAUUUCACCAAAUCAAACUUGACACGGCUUCGAGUUAUUUGACAACGUUCAACUCCCCUUUCGGACGGUACCGUUGGACUCGCAUGCCAUUCGGAAUAUCGAGUGCACCCGAAGUUUGGCAAAGGCGAAUGCAUGAGUUUGCUCAAGGUCUUAAUGGAGUUGAAGUCAUAGCAGAUGACUUCCUUAUCGCGGGAUUUGGAGAAACUGGAGAGGAGGUCGAUCGAAGCUUGGAAACGAAUGAACGGGCAUUUUUCAAGAAAUGUCGUGAGUGGAACCUCAAGCUGAAUAAAUCGAAGUUGAAGCGAUCACAGACAGAAGUCCGUUUCAUGGGACACCUCAUUACCGCUGAUGGCCUCAAAGCUGAUCCAGCAAAAGUCGAAGCGAUCUUAGACAUGCCUGCCCCAACUGACACAAAAGGCCUCAAAAGAUUUCUCGGGAUGGUAAACUAUUUGGCAAAAUUUUUACCUUUAUUGUCGGACAUGACCGAACCGCUGAGAAGACUUGAAGAUAAGGAUGUAGAGUGGUGUUGGCUCGAACAACACCAGCAAGCCUAUGACACUGUCAAGAAGUCUCUAGCCAAAGCGCCGGUCCUGAGAUACUACGAUGUCAGCAAGGAAGUUACUAUUGAAUGUGAUGCUAGUGACACUGGCCUAGGUGCUGUCUUAACGCAAGACGGACAACCCGUUGUUUUUGCUUCGAGGGCACUUACAGAUACAGAAACUCGUUACGCCCAGAUUGAAAAAGAAUUACUAGCGAUUGUCUGGGCAACAAGCAAAUUCGAUCAGUAUAUCCUCGGCCGAGAAACCGUUACCAUAGAAUCCGAUCAUGAACCGCUUAAGGCAGUUUUCAUCAAACCUAUACAUAGCUCGCCUAAACGGUUGCAGAGAAUGCUGCUGGCCCUCCAAAAUUACAAUCUCAACGUGCAGUACAAGAAAGGCAAACUCAUGUGGAUAUCGGACACCCUGAGUCGUGCAUAUCGGAACACAACAGAAUCUUGGCGUCAUGACACGACUGAGGUACGAGCCCUGGAAGAGAUCGACCAUGCAGAGAAUCUGUCUAUUUCUCCAGACAGACUCGACCAGUUCAAGCGCGAGACACCGUCAGAUAAAACCAUGCAGAGUAUCAUCGUCGCGGUAAAGAAUGGCUGGCCUACAUCCAAGAGACAGUGCAGCCAGGACUUGGCACCGUUCUACGACAAAAGAAGUGAACUAGUAGUUGAUAAUGGACUAGUUUUCGCUGGAGAACGUUUAGUAGUCCCAAAAUCAAUGAGAAAAGAAAUGCUGACGCAGAUUCACCGAUCUCAUAUUGGCAUAGAAGGAUGUCUUCGGAGAGCCCGUGAGGUAUUAUAUUGGCCACUCAUGAACGCAGAGGUUAAAGAUUUGAUUUCUAAAUGCCCAACAUGCCAGGCGUAUCAACCGGCACAAUGUCGUGAAGAAUUAAAACCAUACCCAAUACCAUUCCGUCCCUGGGAAACGGUCAGUAUGGACCUUUUUGAGCUUGGAAAACAACACUUUAUUCUGCUCGUAGACCACUGGAGUGGAUUCUUCGAGGUCCAAGAACUUACGAGAACUACCGCUGAUAAAGUCAUAGUAGCCUGCAAAGUCCAGUUUGCACGACAUGGAAUCCCAGAUACAGUGAUAACAGACAACGGACCUCAGUUUUCUGCCACAGAAUUUUCAGCAUUUGCAAGAGAUUGGCAGUUUAAGCAUCUAACUUCAAGCCCUCGUUACCCACAAUCUAAUGGCAGAGCAGAGAAUGCGGUCAAGACUUGCAAAAUGCUGAUGACAAAAGCCAAAGCUGCUGGUCAAGACCCAUUGUUAGCAUUUUUAGACUGGAGAAACACCCCCACAGAAGGUCUGGGAUCAUCACCUGCCCAAAGGUUGAUGGGGCGACGUACGCGAACACUGUUACCGACUCACAAAAAUCUCCUUAAACAACCAAUCAACGAAGGCACUAGAGAUAAACUGGCUGCUCGGAAAUCACGACAAAUUCGCCAUUAUAACAAGACGCACCAUCCUCUUAAGCCAUUAAAAAAAGGUCAAGCUAUACGAAUGAAAUUACCAAAUGCAACAAAAUGGACCCUUGGAACGUGUACCAGGGUCUUGGAUAACAGAUCGUACGAAGUAGAGGUGAGUGGAAGGAAAUACCGACGAAACCGCCGACAACUCCGAGCAUCGCAAGAAAGACCUCCAACACCACCAGCUGGUAUGAUCCUGAGAUUGGACCUGAGCAAAGCAGUAGGGAACCCGAGAACAGUUCGAUUGUGAAUGAACCCAAUCUCGAACACGUACCACUAUUAGACGGUGAAACCUCCGCUGAGACCAUUGGAAAUCUACCACGCCGAUCUACGCGUACAAAAUAUACACCGGUGCACGUGUGGCACAAGGACUAUGUCAUGAAGUGAACGCUCUCAACUAAAACGUUAAGUACCAGUACUUUAUGCAUAUAUAUACAAUUCUAUAUUAUACAGUAGUUUCAUAUUUUGUUAAAGGGGAAAAGAUGUCACGAUGUUAUUAGGUGACGUCACGAUGACGAAAACAUUAAUUUGAUUGACAGGCGCGACGAGCGAGGCGUACAAAAAGUAACACAAGCUAGGCGUUUUACAUAUUGUAAACAAAUGACUAUUUCUCUCGAUUUCUUGUUAAUCAGAAACUAUAUCGUAAUAAACUAACACGUUACAAAAUGCUGUCAAUUUUUCGAUUAAGACUAUUCUACAAUGACGUACUCUUGGAUACUGUAAUCUCAAUACAUAUGAAAACGAAGAAGUGGCAUUCUUGCUUGGCUGUUCUUCUUUAUCUCCUGGAUUAUCUGUUUCAUGCACCCUUCUUCUCUUUAAAUUUUAAAAUGUAAUGAGCUCCGAGUGACUUGGAGAUUGUCAUUUGACGCUGUAAUCAUCGAUUCUUUCUUCUCAACAAUUUGGUAUUUCUGAUGCUCAUAAGGAGUUUGCAGUUUAUCUUUCUUUGAGUUUCUCAGCAGGACUGUAUCACGGAUUUUGAAUUCAGAAGGCUUACCUUUGUUUCGUUUGUCAAAGUAGAUGACAGUACAUGAUGCAUCAAAUGCUUGUUGAUGGUUUGAUUCAGCGGGUGCUACAUGUUGAAUGACCGCAUUAUUGAGCCUUCGAACUCCAUCACUUAUUAAACGAAACCGAUGUGCCGAAAAACGCUGUGAGAAUCUUUUUAUUAGAUUUCUCCAAAGCUUUUGAUCAUAUUGAUCAUAACAUCUUCCUCAGUAAAUUAUCUGAUAUGGACGUUCCAUCAUUAAUAACAAACUGGAUAAGAAGUUUUCUUACUCAACGAAGCCAACGGGUCAGAAUGCCCCCAUUGGGUGUCAGAAUGGCAAAUACUCAACGGUGGAGUACCCCAGGGAACUGUUUUAGGCCCAAUCCUCUUCCUAAUCAUGAUAAAUGAUCUCCUCGCUGAUUGGAAAGACCGAUGGAAAUACGUUGACGACACCACCACUACCGAAACCAUUGGCCCAGAUUGUAACAGCAACCUUCAAGAACUGGUUAAUUGCAUCAAUAACUGGACUACGAGUAAUAAUAUAAAAUUAAACAUUGGAAAAUGCAAAGAACUGGUUAUUGAUUUUGCAAACAAGAAGCAUUGCUUUCCCCCUUUAACAGUCGAUAAAGUUAAUAUUGAACGAAAGAAAUCUGCCCGUAUCCUUGGCCUCACAGUUCAAGAUAACAUGAAGUGGAAUGAACAUAUAAACAACAUAGUUAAAAAAGCUAGCAAGAGGCUCUAUAUGCUAAGACUGCUAAAAAGGUCCAACGCGUGUAUUGACACGUUAAUUACUGUAUAUACUACCAUUAUUAGGCCUGUUUUGGAGUACGCAUGCCAGGUCUGGCAUUACAAUAUCCAACAAUAUUUAUGUGACGAUAUUGAAAAAAUACAAAAACGCGCGUUGAGAAUCAUCCUCCCAUCGCAAAAGUACGACGAAGCGCUGAUCACGACUAACAGCACGUCACUGAGAGAUCGCCGAGAAAAAUUAUGCGAACAUUUCUUUGAGAAGAAUAUUGACAAUGAAAAUCUCAAAGAUCUUUUACCACAAACAGUUUUAGGCCGUUUGCCGUGACCCGAUAUCGUUCACUUUCAUUAAGCAUGUCGUGGAACUGAAAUAUUUUCACGGUAACUAACAUUUUAGAACACGCUGAAUUCAAAUCCGAAAAGUUGCCGCUCGGUAGACCCGCAGUUUUUUCACAAAUUGCAUUUGUAUUUUCAGUUCUUCGACGAACAAAAAUAAACACGCGCCAUUUUGAAAUUAAAUAACAUCACUCAGAGUAUGCCGUUUAACCCGUUUAACCGAAAAUAUUUCAGUUCCACGACAUGCUUAAUGAAAAUCGUUUUCUAGGCAUAUUUUUAGGUCACGGCAAGCGGCCUAUUUUAUCUGGAUAUGAUCUAAGACCGAUAUGUAAAUAUCAUAAUUAUGUUUGCAGAACCGAACGUUUUAAGAAUUCGUUUUUACCUCCAAGUAUAUUAAAGAUUAACAGUAAAUAAGUUUUUAGAAAUGUAAAUAAUCUUAAAUAUGUAAUUAUUAGGUAAUUUUAACUUAUCCUCUUAAUUUAUGUAAUACUGGUGUAAUUUAACCUUUUUGGGUUACAAAGUCAGUAGUCAUUAAAUCAAUUCAAUUCAAUUCAUGAUUGAAUAGCAAGGUUGCAGGAGCCUGGUGGGUUACACCAUGGGGCGUAGCUCAGAAAUUUCUGAGAAAUGUAGACAGGUUUUGUUUCCAAGACCUGCCUUCAACUUUCGCAGUUCUAGCUGUUUGUUUUUAAUAUUAUCAUCAACCGUUCGACUUCUCCGUUUGCCUUGGGCCAAUAGGGCGUUAUUCGCUGAUUUUGGAAACCAAGAUGAUCAGCAAACUGAUUGAAUUCUGUACUAUUCAAAUUGGCCAAACACGCCGCGGAAGCUGAUUAACUAAUGGAAUUUGAGUAAUUAACGUUGUUUUAUGAAUAAAUAAUGAUGUAUAAUGCAUAAAACCCAGCCUAGUCCCAGGCUCUCUUUCUAUUCGCUGCUUUGAUAUUUUUAAAUAAGUCUUAAAAGUUUUAUGCCUGGGUGUGUUGUGCGGAACGCAUCAGCGAGAGAGCCUAUGCCUGGUUACCAAGCAUACUCAUUUGUAAAUGGAAAAUGUUAUGGAAAUUUCCUUUGCAUUUAUAAUAAAGUCAUUAGUUUUGCUCUAAUGCUGUCGGAACAAUGAAAUAGGCUACGUUUCGCUACAAUACGGUCAGAAUGGAAUAAAGGGCUAAAUAUGACUCGUGUUCACUAAAAUAUAUAGCCAUAUUAAAUGCUAUCUAGAAGCUUGAAAAUUAUGCCGAAUCUCCGACUAAGAAUGUUUUGACAACACCGUCAUGUCAGGCAAAUAUUUCCAAUCUCCUCAGCAAUUUAAACCUGUCAAGUAGAAAGCGUAGUUGUGUAUACCAGUAUGGUCUAGUGUUGAUCACAACUUGCGAGUACAUAAAUAACAUCAACGAUUGCUCAAACUCGGUAUCGUAAAUUUGUAUAUAAUUCUUUUUAGUUGAGCACAUUUUUAAUACAGUUUGAUUUGGUUAUGUAGACAUAGAACAUGUACAUGAUGAACGAACAUUGUCGUAUUUUUAAUUAAAAGGUUAUUUGUAUAUAUAAAUUUUCCGCCAUAUUAAAAAUACUGGGUUGUUUACCAUUUACAUGGAAAUUCCGGUGAUUCCAUACGGAAAGUAAAUGGAACAAGCAUAUUUCGACGGUCCAACCGGAAUUUUUCUGGAAUAAACGGUUUGUUUGAAAAGGUUGUCCUUUCUUACCGAUUGGAAAGUUUCAACCCGUAAAUGUUGUUCCAUUUACAUUUUUAAUUUUUUUUUACCAGUUCCAGGCUCUUCGCGAUUUAACAAUUGAAAUUAUUAAAUGGAAAGCGAAUAAUCCGAAUGGGAUUUUCUAUCCGAAAUUUUGCUUACCAUUAGCACAAUUUCAAACCGGAUGGGUUUUACGUGUAAAUGGUAAACAACCCUGAAGUCUGCUAGGCGUUCUGAAGCACCUUGAGCGGUGACGUCACACCUAGGUCCCAGUCUCGUACUACAUCCACUUUUUUCUCGCGCUUGCUUCAGAACGACUGGGACUAGGCUGCAUAAAACCCUAGUUUACAGGUUGCAACUGUUCUUUCUGUGCUGAUCGUCAAGACAGAGUAAUGCAAGAUAAAGAAAUUUACAGACAUUACAGUAUGGCUCCAUGCCUGUUCGACCUCCUUGCACGUUUACAAGAAGCGGUACUUGCGAAUUAAUGCUGUUGCCCAACCGAUUGAUCUUGAUUCCGCUCCGCCUCAGGAUGAACCAGUUUCGCCGGUGAAUGAUCCAAUUGAAAAUGAGCAGCUUCAGGCAUCAAACUUGGACUUGGACGUGAUUCUUUUAUUCAUAUUGGUAUUUGUCUGUAUUGUAGCGUGUGUUUUGUUGCUGGUCUAGUUACGAUUUUUGCCCUUUGGGUAGUUAUAUCGCUUUGUUUGCAGAAUAUGAUCGGUGUGGCGAAGUUAUUUUUUGUUGUAUAACGCAUGCAUGCAUGGUUCACUCGUGGGCGGCUGAUCGGAAAAUACGGCCGCCUCUUUUCUGUGUGUGUUUAAGGAUCGCUUACACUUGUGGUUUUAGUUACAGUUCUGUUGUAUGUUAUACAUUAUAUCUUCAUUUGAUGUGUAUAACCGUCCUUGUGCGGGGUUAUUUAUCGUCAAGUUCGCUUUCGGUUAUUUCAGUUCAGUGCAUUUCGCAAGAUUAAAUUGUUGAAAAGCAAAAUAGCUAUAGGCUAUGGUGAUUGCCUUUCGUCUUUAAUAAAAUGGUUAUUGGGUGUUGUGUUUUCGUAUGGUAUGGGACGGGAGCGAAUUGCACUGCAUGAUUGCUUCAUUCCGAGCUUCCGUAGUUUAUUGCAUUUGCUUGAGCGAAAGAGGACCACUGUGUUUGCCGUAUGACCAAAGGGCAUCUCGCAAUACAUAAUUGCUUGCUUGCGACCGAGCACAAAUCCUACUAUGGAUUUAGCAGUUGCCAAUGUGUUUGGGGUAUGAGAGAAGUUCCUCUCGCAAUUGCAUGAUUGCUUGCGACCGAGCCCGCGUCGCUACUUAAUUUGGAUUUUAACCAACGUUGCCAAUAUGUGUUUGGCGUGUAAGAGAAGUGCAUCUCGCAAGUGCAUGAUUUCCUGAGACCGAGCACGGAUAUAUCGCGACUGAAUUUGGAUUUUAAACAAAGUUGUCAAUGUGUUUGGCGUAUGAGAGGGGUGCAUCUCGCAAUGCAUGGUUGCUUGGGACCGCGCACGGGUAGCUGCUGAAUUUGGAUUUUAAACACACUUACCAAUGGGUUGGCGUAUGCGAGAAGUGCAUCUCGCAAUGCCAGAUUGCUUGAGACCGCGCACGGGUACAUAUACUGAUGUGGAUUUUAAACAAAGUUGUCAAUGUGUUUGCCGUACGAGAGACGUGCAUUUCGCAAUGCUAGAUUGCUUGAGACAUAGCACGAGUAGCUACUGAAUUUGGAUUUUAAACAAAGUUGCCAAUGGGUUUGGCGUAUGAGAGAAGUGCAUCUCGCAAUGCUAUAGAUUGCUUGAGACCGAGUAACUAAUGAAUUUAGAUUUUAAACAAAGUUGCCAAUGUGUUUGGCGUACGCGAGAAGUGCAUCUCGCAAUGCUAGAUUGUUUGAGACGGAGCACGGGUAGCUACUGAAUUUGGAUUUUAAACAAAGUUGCCAAUAGGUUUGGCAUAUGAGAGAAGUGCAUCUCGCGAUUCUAGAUUGCUUGAGAUCGAGCACGGGUAGCUACUGAAUUUGGAUUUUAAACAAAGUUGCCAAUGGGUUCGGCGUAUGAGAGAAGGGCAUCUCGCAAUGCAUGAUUGCUUGAGACCGAGCACGAGUAGCUACUUAAUUUGGCUUUUAGACAACGUUGCCAAUGUGUUUGGCCUAUGAGAGAAGUGCAUCUCGCAAUGCAUGAUUGCUUGAGACCGAGCACGGGUAGCUACUGAAUUUGGAUUUUAAACAAAGUUGCCAAUGUGUUCGGCGUAUGAGAGACGUGCAUCUCGCAAUGCUAGAUUGCUUGAGACGGAGCACGAGUAGCUAUGGAAUUUGGAUUUUAAACAAAGUUGCCAAUGGGUUUGGCGUAUGAGAGAAGGGCAUCUCGCAAUGCUAGAUUGCUUGAGACCGAGCACGGGUAGCUACUGAAUUUGGAUUUUAAACAAAGUUGCCAAUGUGUUUGGUGUAUGAGAGAAGUGCAUAUCGCAAUGCUAGAUUGCUUGAGACCGAGGACGAGUAGCUACUGAAUUGGGAUUUUAAAUAAAUUUCCUAAUGUGUUUGGCGUAUGAAAGACGUGCGUCUCGCAAUGCUAGAUUGCUUGAGACCGAGCACGAGUAGCUAUUGAAUUUGGAUUUUAAACAAAGUUGCCAAUGUGUUUGGCGUAUGAGAGACGUGCAUCUCGCAAUGCUAGAUUGCUCGAGACCGAGCACCAGUCGCUACUGAAUUGGGAUUUUAAAUAAAUUUCCUAAUGUGUUUGGCGUAUGAGAGAGGUACAUCUAGCAAUGCCGGCAUGAUCAGUGUUUGCGACAGAGCACGGGUACUGUAGCUAUUGAAUUUGGAUUGUCGCUUAUUCUCUGCGUUCAUUAUCGCUUGUCCAUGCUAGUCCACCUAUCGCUUUUCACUUGCAUUUUUUUUCAUACUGUCCAUUGCCGGUUUGUUUGCUUGAUAGAUUAUAGUUUGGUUUGUGUGUGUGGCACAUGCGAAUCGGCGGGGUUGUAGGGUAUUUGAGAAUGGGGGUUUGGUAUAUGAGAAUGGGGGUUUGGGUAUAUGAGAAUGGGGGUUUGGGUAUAUGGGGGAGAUGUAGUGUUGGGAGCGAGUAGUAACUGAAUUGCGGAGGAAUUCAUUUCCGUGCUUCAUUUGGAAACAAUGGACCUUCCUUUUCCCCAACAAUCCUCACAUAGUCUAUUUCUGGGGUAGCAUCAUUCCCUAGUAAUCAAGUAUUCAGUAUUAAAUAGGUGUUUGUACUGGAUCUCCAUUUAUAAUUUUAAAUAGCUAUAUAGAAAGAAUAUUUCCAAGUGAAUACUGAAUAUUUUCACUAUAAAACUGUUCUUUAAUAUCAAAACAAAUUUGCAUCUUGCCCCUGUUUUAUUUAAUAUCAGUAAGACUGUAAUACAUACAGUCAUAAAUGUGCAUUUUAAAAAAUAUAAUUAGUUUUUGUUAAAAACUAACAUGUACUUUAAAGUUUAAAGUUUAAACUAGAGAGAUGAUUAGGCUUUUAUUAUAGAAUACGUAUUAAACUUUCAGAACUUUGAUAUGAGGUUGUUUUAUAUUAAAAUGCAAAAUUCCAUGUUGGGGCAGUUUUAAUAAUACUAGCAGAGUAGCAGUGAGUAUAAAUGCACUAUAUUAUUGUACGUGCGCCUGCACUCUAACAAAAUGCAGCCUAUUCUAUUGAUCCAAGUUAAAUUAAAAUGCUAUAAAUAAAUUCACCUAUAUAAACUUUGCCGAGCAAAGUUCACAACUCACAAGUCACAACGAAGCGUGUUCACAUAUCGCCAUGGCCAGAAAUGAAGCCCAACAUGGCUGCCAAGCAUGGAAGAGAUUAUUUCGCUGGCCUCAAAGUGACAAAACGUAACAAAGCAACGGUUUUACUAACACUAGCCCUACUCCAAACACCAACUCUAACCCUAACCCUAAUCCUUACCCUAACCCGAAUCUAACCCUACUCCAAAUUUGUUUCUAAACCAAUCUUGAAGAAAAAAGUUUUGACGAAAUGUCACUCUGAGGUCAGCGAAAUAGUUGACGCCGCCAAGCAUGCGCAUUUUGACUCAAAAUAAAAAUUCAAAAUGGCGUCUUCUUUUAUAAUUUGAAUGGGAAUAAUGUAAGAUUUGUAUUUUUGGUAACUUACGGUUGAGAAAUCCAAAAUGUGCAUAUCUAAAACUUCACCGAUUCGGUCAAACUUUUAUCCGUAAAAAAAUUGGUACAACUCGAGUUGUCUAAGUAUGUUCCCGAGCAUUCAAUAUCUUUGCCUUAAUCUCUGUAUAGGAAAGUAUGUGAUUUCGACAUAUUAGGUAUUUUGCAGGUCCAAUUUCAACUCAUUCUUUGCAGAUAUCGUCAAAUGUGCAUAUCUGAAUUGCUUCAUACAGUACUCCUUUUUAUUAUUGUCACUUGUAUGAAGCGUAAAAGUGUACACUAGUGUGUUCCCCAAAGCGAUGAAUUGCAUGUAUUUCUAAAGAGGCGUUUGUCCAAUUGUGAUGAGAAAUGCAGCAUAUUUUGAACAUAAAUAUCACAAAUUUCGCACCAAGAGUUAUAUUUGUUGUCCGCCAUUGCUUUUAUAAAGCUGUUGCUACGUUACAAUGGUUUUAACCGCUGUCAUUAUAGGCUGUAGUCUCAUAAACAUCCUAAAAUUCGCGGGAUUUCGCAAUAAAUGUGAUUUUCCUACUUCAAAACAUUUAUUUGACUAUUGAAUAUUGGUAGACUUUUGAAAUUUGAGCAUCGAUCAAGACUCGGUUGGCGUGAAGUUUGUUAUAUUUAAUAAUUUUGCUUGUUUUCUAUAUAUCUGGUUGAAUUUGCAUUGUCGGAUAUUCCGCCUUUGUGCCAUAUGCAUACUUGUUUGCAAUGGAAAUUAUGUGUUGAAAGCCAUUCAUUGGCUUAUCUCUUCUUAUUUUCAAUUUAUAAAUUUGCCGUGCUCAGAUUAAUUAUCGGUAAAACUCACUGAGCUAUACUAGUAAAAAUCACUAACUAAAUAAACAGCCAUUUUGUAUUGGCCAAACUGAACCACUGAUCUGUAUAGUGCACUGAAUUAUCAAGAAAACAUGAGCCCGCACGCCUGACCGCUUGAUGUCCUCCAUUUCUGGCCAUGCGUCUUGUUAACAAAUUUUCUUUGCCAUUAUUGCUCAGAAUUUUAUGACAUUACGUGUACAUGUAUAGCCAAAAGUUGCCUAGUUGUUUUGCUGUUCAUAAAAUAUAUGGAUGGAUGUAAAAAGUUUUUAAAAUCCACCAUUGCAUUUUCGAAAAAUAUCGCUCUUGCAUUUUAGCAGUCUUCCUGUUGUAGUUCAACCCCCUUGAAACCAAAUUUUUACUAUAAAAACGUCACAAACUGUUUAUUUUUUCAACCAAUUGAAUCGCAUAAUUUCUUUGAAAAUAUGAAGAAUGAAAUAACCUCUAGCAUCCCGCAUGGUGACAACAAAAUUUUCGUAAAACCAUGAAACGUUUGUGCAAAUUUUUCAGCUCUCUUCCAGUCUUGAAAACAAAAUUUAUGAGCGGAUAUAUAGAAAAAUUAUCAUGCAGAGUUUAAUGUGGUAUAAUAUUUUAUCAUGUUUUAUUUACGUGUGGGAAGUAUUUUGCGUUCUGCCGAAGUCGUAUUCGUCAGUUGAGAUAGUUGCCAACCUUAUAUAUAUGAACAAUGCUUUUCAUUGAGUGCUUGCGGCGCGCGACAAAUGACAGAGGAAUGGAGUGACCUUAAAGGGGCAAUGUCACGGUGCUACUGCGCAUCCAAAAUAUGCGCGAACUUGAAAAACUGUCUGCCAACAAUUAAUCAAGUUUGGAGUGAAAUACGAUACUGCUGAGGAACUAGACGAUACUAUUUAUAAUCUCUUCGUUAUUCAGCACAUCCCGUUAUGUAGCAUAAAAUUCAAGACUGAUGCUUCUUAUCCAAUCAUGUACUAUUAAUCUUAAACGUAUUUUUACUGGAUAUUUUUAUCGGUUGUGAUAAAAAACAGCUCACAACAUGGAGUCAACAACAUCAAAACAUGGCGGUACUCGUGCAGGAAGCGGAAGACCUUUAUUAUCACCAAAUUCGUUUAAGAAAGGCGAGGCAAAACGAAUAUUAUACAAAGAAAAGUGGCAUUCCCAUCACCGAAGAAUUGCUUUAGAGAUUACGGUACACGAAAGCUGGAAAAAGAUGAAAACAUUAUGCGGAUACAAGGGUGACACCGCAUUUGCCAUGCACUUGUUGUCAUUGGAACUGAAGAGACAAAACAAGUAUGUAAAUGAUUUAAUGCAUGAUCAGAUCUGUAUAUGGUUUUUAAAAUUGUUUUGCAUUAUACAGCAAAAUGUUAAUCGUUGUUUGAAUAUUCGCUUGCAUUUUUAAUAAGGAUCGGCAGGAAUACGCGAACCAAUCGCAAAGGAAAGCAACGAGCUGCGAAGUCGAACCCAAAAGCCAUGAUUGAAGAGAUAGACGUAAAUAUGGACAGUGAACAAUGUAAGUCUUACCUCCACAUGACUAUUGUAAGGAACUAGAAAGAAUAUAUAGCAUUUGUUUUAAUUUCUCGAUGUAUUUUGUUUUUAUUCACCUAAUUGGCUAAUAAUAGUACUAUAUUUUACUUCUGCAGUUGAUGUGCCCCCUAUGUUUUCUUCGACACCAAUAAAGUCGAAACCUCUAGAGAAGACAACUGAGUUACAUCUUAGUAUGGAUUCCAGCGAGUAAGCCAACUAAUGCAAUUUAAUUUAAAUAAGAUUAGAGUAUAUGUGUCUGUGGUCAUAAUUCAAUUAAUUUAUGAUGGUGAAUAUCAUUGUACAGUAUUAAAUGUAUUUUGUACAUUACACUUAUUUAUAGAUCAGAAGAAGAUGAUAUAGUAGACAUUACUGGUUUAUCACAAUCUUCAGAUAACUUGAAUCAAAGUUACAGGAUUUUAGAUGACACAGUAUCUGUACAUCGCUCAUCACCAUCGGGGAGCAGUUCAAGUGAUGUGGGCAGUGAUUCAGACCUGAAUUCAUUAUCUGAAUGUUCAUUGAGUGAUGAAGACAGUGAUGGAAAUAGUGAUAAAGACAGUGAUGAAAAUAUAAUGUGAGUCAUAUAGUAUUGUAAGUCUUGUUUACACUACCAGCCUUGGCCUGGCAUUGGCCUACAUUUUGACAGAGUGAAAACAGACCUUGGGCCUUGGCCUGACCUAGGCCAAUAAAUCUGGGCUCACUACAACUGUUGGCCUAGUCCUGGCCUAGGCCUGUGGAAGUGUAAACACUUUCAGCCCUGGCCUGGGCAUUAUUUCCGUGGCAACGUGUUCUUGCAGUGAGAGAUUAGCGGCCACCAAUGGACAAUGUAAAAAAGUCUAGGCCAAAGUGAUCCAGUCUAAAAAAAAACACACAGUGUAAUGGUGUAAAUACACCACAUUUACCUUGGUCCAGCCAAGGUUAGGCCAAGGCUUGUAGUGUAAACACAACUGUAGUUUGUAUGGAUGAAAAUCAAUGAAACUCAAAAACUCAACAUACUGGUAGUAAUUAAGCUGUUAAUUUAUAACCAGAUGGACCUAUGACUUAAAUUCUUAUAAAAAUGGCAAUGCUGUGUCUGUUAAGGUUGCUUUCCAUCCUAAAUUAUUAAAAAUUACUUUUACCUAAAGAUCUUUGUGGUGCAUGUCUGAGCUUACUAUAAUUCAUUAUACAUAGCUCUCAUGGUGGUUAUGUAAUUGAAUAAAUUGUUAUCUAUUGAAUAUAUUGGAAAGUGAACUGUAAGGAGACUACUUCUAAGGCUAUGCAAUGAAACAAAGCUUAUAUACAUGCACUGAAAAUUUUAUAUAGAAAAAUGUCUGUUAAUUAAAAUAAGGGUCAUAAUUCUAGCCAUUGCUGGAAACAAGAUAAAAUGUGCUGGUUGGAUGGGGCUUAGUAAACGACAACUAUUUCACUGAAAUGUUUGUCAUUUUGCAGGUUCUUUGAAAUUGAAGAGGAAGAUGAGCAUGGUGAAACAUCUGACAUACUAGUGCAACCACCUCCCCUCCCCUCUGAUAUUUGUGAAUCAUCUACAUCUGAUCAUUAUUUUGUAUCUGAGCAACCCAGGCAGUCUCCACCAAAAACAUUUUUGGCCUCCAAUGUUAAACCAAGAUCACAUGAACUGAAUAGGGAAGAACAUAACGUAAAGCACGAAGAGCUGAUUAAACUUGCUAAAUCGACCAAAAUAAUUUGCACACUAGAUUUGUUGCUUCAGAUCUUUCAAGAGAAAUGCAGGCAUCCAGCAUGCAAUGACAAAGUGUAUACAAAGCACACUUUAAUUGGCACAUGUGUACUGAUUGAGUGGACAUGCCAUAGUGGUCAUGCUGGGAAAUUCUACUCUUCUUAUGAUUGUAAUCGGAUUGCUGCCACAAAUCUGCAAACUGCAGCAUCCAUUUUGUUAUCAGGAAACAAUUUUUAUAAAAUGGAGAAGUUUGCCAGAUUCUUAGGGUUGUCAUUUAUUUCAAGUUCAACAUUCUUUCGUUUCCAAAGGCUUUAUUGUUUACCAGUUAUAAAUGAGUGGUGGGAAUGGCAUAAAGGUUUUCUGCAGAACAAACUAAGAGGGAAGAAAAUUGUGGUGUCUGGGGAUGGUCAGUGUGACUCUCCAGGCUACUCGGCUAAGAACCUGUGCUAUUUUCUGAGGGAGAUGGAAACAGAUUACAUUAUUGACCUUCAUAUUGCUGAUAAAAGGCAAACUGAUCUAAAAUCAGUUAAUAUGGAACGUGAAGCACUGAAAAUUAUUUUAAACCGAAUAAAAAAUGUCCUUGAUAUUGGAGAGGUUGUCACAGAUGCUUCAUCUAGUAUAAUCAAGAUGUUAGGUGAAUAUUUAAUAAUAUUUCUUUGGAUAAUACUAAACUUAAUGACCAGUGGAAAAGCCAGCCCAAGAAUUUGGUCAUGCAAUGCAAAUUUGUAAUCAUUAUUCAUUUCUUUGGAAAUUGAUUGUUUUCACAGUCUAUUAACAUGGAAAUAUUUGCAUUGUAUGACCAAAAUGUGGGCAGGCUUCACCACUGUUAAUGAUAUGUAUUAUUAAUCAGGAUGGUGAAAGUUAUCAUUUUAAUUUUUUUUAUGUAGAGGAUGAAUUUAAGAAUAUCUUUCAUUCAUUGGAUGUUUGGCAUAAGUCUAAGAAUAUUAGAAAGGCCAUUACCAAGGUUUGUAACAAAACUAAUGUGCCUGUUGAUAUGUCAAUGACAUUUUGUUAUUUUCUUUUCCAUCCAUACAAUUUUUGCAGAAAACCAUUACCUCUGGCAGGCGAUUUUGUUUUCACUCCUGUUUGUUUGUCUGUCUUUUAAUGCGUAAACAAUUUUUAAGAAACGCAAAGAAUAUUCAUAGGCGUACGGAACAGGGGGGCAACGCCCCCCCCCCCCCCAAAUUUUGAAACACCAUGGAAAUUCAGGCAAAUGCUGGAAAAAUUAAGACAACUCGGGCAGAUUUAUUAGAAAAUAGGUUAAAUUCAGGCAAUUUCAUUGCAAUCCUCCAUAAAAAUUUGGGCAAACUUUCACCUGCAUCCCCCCUGGAAAGCAUCAGUCCUGUAUGCCUAUGAGAAUAUUCAUAUGCCAGAGAUGAAACCAUUACAUUUUGGUUAAUGUUGGAUAAGAAUCAGAUGAAAUAUUGACGAAAUUCAGCCUUACAGGCAAGCUUUUAUGGGUUAUGCAAAUUAUGGUAUGCAAAUUACUGUAGGUCAUUGAAGAGAGUUAACACAUACCACAUAAUGUUGGUUUGUUGCCUAACGUAAGAUCAAUAGUAGAGCAUAUUGGCAGAAGUUUGCAUUCUGGAGGAGUGCUUUCUAGUUUUAAUCUUAUAGAUUGCAAAAUCAAAGGAAAACAAAAAAAUUAUGGACUGGUGUGAUAAAAUCAUUAAACACUUUUGGUACUGUUGUGAAGUAGCCUCCAAGAAUGAAAUGACUCAGGAUGAAGCUGUGAAGGAAAUGAAGGUAAAUGUUCAUCUCUAAGUUUUUUUCCAUAAUCAUUAAGACAUGUGUUCGAUACAUUGUGCCUUAAAAUUAAUAAUUGACUGGGUCACAUGAUAUACAUUAAUAUGUAAGCAACGCAUUCUGAUCGACUGCUGCUACUAUACAAUAUUUAACAAAAUAUAAAACAUUUUCCAUGUUGAUAUACAGUUAUAUCAACAUGAGUGGAAUUGGGAAAACGAGAAAUUGUAUGGAAACACGACACCUGAAAGGGGGAGUGUUUUCAUACAAUUUCGAGUUUUCCCAACUUCCACGAGUGUUGAUAUAACUAUAUAUCAAUACGGAAAAAGUGCUUUAUAUAUUUUUAUAAUAUAGCAAUGUCAAAAGCCCGAAGGAUAAAAAAAAUUUCCGUGUUUACAAGCAGCAGAAAAUUUCCUGUGUCGACAUUGAGUUAUAUCAACAUGGCUCUUAGCCAAUCAGCGUUCAGAAUUUACAAAUGCUAUACUAUAAUAUAAUUUUGUUUGCAGGAUAAGUGGUUUGGUCUGCUUCAUCAUGUGUGUAAUACACAUUCCUGGCUAGGAGGAAGAUGUGGACAUGGAGAGUUACCUGAAGAAAGAAAUGUGGAAUGGUUUGAUAGAAGAGAGGAGGUAUUCAAGACUCUUCAGAAAAUCAUCACCAAUCCAAAACUACUUGACACCUUCAGAUUCUAUACUCGUUUCAGGUAAAAAAAUGCAUUACUUUUUUAGGUAUUAAUAAGCAUUAGCAAUGCGCCAAAACGUGCUCUACUUUAUUAUUUUACUCUGUCUAAUGUCAAACGAUUUUACUUGUCAAUGGGAGAGUUUUGCACAUUAAUGGCAUUUUUAUUAUGGCAUUUCAAGCUAUUGCACAGAUUUUUUCUAUUUUUCUAUUUUAGGCACACAGGUAGCAUAGAAUGUGCUAAUAAUUUGUCACUGGCAUACUGUCCAAAGAGAUGUUCUUUUAAGUAAGUAGUAUUUUUCGAGCUUCCUGAUUUAUACAGCCAACAGUAAGUCAAUGAUAAGCAAUUUAAUGUCUUGACAUGGUUGAAAUAGUUUGUUGCAUCUGCUGAUGUUACAGGUUUCCAGUGUUUACUGCCAGAAAACAGUUAGCUGCUAUCGACUGGAAUUACCAUAAGGACUUACCUGCAAACGAAUUAGAUUCUCGUCCUGGAGAGGCGAUGGUAAGCCGAAAGUACAACCAAAGAACAAAAUCAUGGGACUCGAAGAUCAUUAAAAAAGCAAAGGACUAUGCAUGUGUUACCUUGAUGGUGGCAAAAAUACUUGACAGUAGGAUGGCUGACAAAAAGAGUGUGAAACGGAAAGUUCAUUUGAGUGAUGAUGAUCCCAGAAAAAUCAGUGCAACAAUUGCAGGGGUUGCCCCAGAAGAUUCAAGGACACUUCAUCAAAGGAAAGUGAGCAGGUUUCAGAAUUGUUGAUGGAUGUGCUAUGUCAGUUAUUGUGAAACUGCUCCAUCACAACAAAAUCUUUCUUUUUACUGAAUAAAAAUUAUUUAUACCACAUAUCUCAAUGUUCUCGAUAUCCCAUAUAUACACCAGUUGGAGAUGGAUAAUGUCUUCUAUUGCACGUCACCACACAUGAUGGGGCCACUUUUCUGUUUCCUUUACCUAAAUAUCCAUAUGUAUCUAAGAUAUAAUGUCUGUAUGCCUGCUUUCUAAAUGCCCUGGUGCUAUUAUCAUGUGGGUCAUUCCGGAUAUCACCAACAUUUCGGCUGCUAAGUAGCAAAAAUUCUGGGUCAAGACAAAGUUUUCUAAAUCUUCUUGUGUUUGUAACACACUUCUUGUGCUUACAGCACUUGUUUUCAAUUGCCUGGGGCAUGAUAAAGCAAUGAUCACAUCUGCACCAAUCAGGAACAGGUUCCUGUCUUGCAUUGCUGUUUGAUGGUGAUGAUGCUUCCUGGAUAUUCUGUUGUACAGGUGGUACUUCAUCCUCAUCACCAUCAUACAUUACAAUCAUCAUGCUAUGAAUAUAAUCCAUACUGCCAACCCCCUUUUGGAGGACACACGUUGCAAGCUGUUUAACCAUAUCAGCAUCCAAAGUAUCAAGAAAUGCCUAAUAAUUUGAAAUAAUGUAAUAUGCAUUAUAAGUUAUGCUAAUAAAUAGGUUUUUAUGAUGGCCUCUUUGCAAGUUGAGGGUAUUUUUAGACACAUCCUAGUUGAAGGGUUUUUAUGUACAUUGGGGGUUAAUUAUGAUGUGAUAGGCCACAAAGUAAAAUUUUUGCCCUGUCCCUACACAAACUCUCAUUGCAGCCCUAUUCAAUUUCUAUGUACCUGAAACAUAUAGAGAAAUUCAGACAGAAAUCAGUAAUUUUGAAGGUAUUAAAACAAAAUCACCUGAUAUAUCUAAUUAAAAGCACACGAUUCUUGAUUCUCGGCAUUACUCCAUUAGUUUGUGAAACACUAUGCAAAUUUGUUUAUGUUGAAAAUAUGAUUCAAUCAUCCACGACAUAAUUAUGUCCUUUAAAUAUAAAACAAGGCAGCUUUUGCAAAGUGCACAGACUACAUUAUAUUCAAGUUUGAAAAUUUUAUACUUGCAUUUUUUACCUUAACUUGAUUGUUUUCCAAUCUGUUUUCAUCAUCCUCUUAUUGUCUUAAAGCAGGUGUUGAUAGAUCAUUUGACUGGUCAUCAUGGCUACUUUGGCCAGCAGAUUGGGAUUUACUUCUCUUCUUUUUUGGUGGCGGAACAUAUCCUUCCUGCAUAACAGAUAAUAAACAAUCAACCGACAUCAUAAACAGUUGCAACAAAAUAUAUGAAAAGAUAAAACAUAUGAAACGAAGUAUACAUGUAAGGAAAUGCAUAACAGAGCUUAUAAUAUAUACAUAUAUGCUAUAUAAAAUCUGCAUAUAUGCGUAUAUACAUACAUGCUAUAUAAAAUCUGCAUACGUAUUUCCCAAAUAUUUUAUGCAAAAUAGGCGCAAUACAGUGUUGAGUUACUUAUGUAAAAUGAACAAACCUACCUUGUUUAUGCAUGAUUUCUCUUUAUUUCCACAUACACAUAACUGAGAACAGUAACGACCAGCUGUUCUGCAGGGGCAACCCUUCUUCUUUUCGCCAUCUUUCUUCGAGCACGUAUUUCUGCAUUUGCAGUCUGACAACUGGCAAGAAAUUUAAUAGUGACUAACUAGUUUAUUCCGAGAAAUAACACAAUUAUAUUAAAAUAAACAAAACUUACCUUUUCAUUUAUAGACGAAGACAUUAACAAGGUCAUAUAUAUUAAAAAGCAGUGAAAUCUGAGUUUGCUGAAUAAAGUCAAUUUCAUUUGUGUUACACAAAGUACAAACAUUUUGCUGCUGAUCAUGAGGACUUUGCGCCGUUUAUUUUAGCCAAUCAGCGCCGUGACACUGCCCCAUUAAUAUAAAUUGACAUUUGGAAGCAUUAUUUUGGUGCAUUCUAUACACGCCGUUUUAGGCUGCCUAUGGUUUGUCCAUAUCUGUUCUUGUUGCUUAAAGCCCUUCUGAAAACGACCUGAUUCGGUAAGUUUCUUUAAAAUAAUUAUUAUUUUACAGUUUUUACAAGGCAAAAGGCAUGUUUUGAACAAAAACUAUAACAUUAAUGUCAUCUGAUUGUGGAACGUUUUAAUAGCUCGUACGAUUUUAUAGGUUUGAUGAAACUAAAAAAGCAAUCCGCCUUGAAACACAACCGAACUUGUUAAUAUUUGUAUAUUUUGAGCUAUAUAGCCUACUACUCUCAUUACUGCCUGUUGUCUGCAGAAUAAACCGCCGAAAAACUUUCAUAUUCAUUGUCUGUUUAUCUUAAUACUAUUGUUCGAAGACAACAAUAUUGUCAAUAUAUUAAUGAAUUUGUAUGUUUUGGAAUGUGCCUUGAAUUCCUUUGCUUUUUGAAAACAGAAAUCUAGCAGAAACAAUCAUAAAUGUAAUAUUGAAUUUUGCUGUUUAUAGUACACGGCUAAACACAAGCAAAUAAAAAGGAAAUGGGAAGUUUCGAACAGAAACUACAAUAUAUUUUGUCGAUGUUUAGUUCUGUUUUGGAUUUUGAAACAAAAACAUUAGUAGCCUAGUUUAUUCUAGAAUAUACUUACGGUCAGAAAAAGCCGAAAAGUUCCUUGCCUAUAUCCAUGCUUAUUUUUCUUAAUAUUAUGGAUUCUCAAAACCAAAAUAUUAGCGAAUUUGUGCUCCUAUACGAUUUGAAAUAUAGUGCCUUCAUUGAGUUGCUUUUGAAGUUUUGUUUUGAAAAAAAAUCGAGCAUUCAUGGCCUAGAAAUCGCUCCUCCGCCGCGUCGCCGUGAAUGUCAGUUGAUUUUAAAGCUAGAUUUCAAGUGCUUCUACUAAAAGUAUAAAAAUAUUUAAUUUUGUUGAUGCAUGCUAUGCACCUAAGUAUAUUUCCUUCAACGAUAAUUAUUGAUUAGUGAUACAUUUUAGUGUAAAAAUUCAGAAUAUUUUCGAGCUAAUCGUUAAUAACAUUAUUUUGAGGUCGAAACCGCAAGAGGUACGGUAAUUAAGUAUUCCAAGCAUUUAAAUUUAAGUCGCACAGUGUGUCUGGGCUACUAUGCUCCACAGCGUUAGUAAUUGCAAGUAAACCAAGACGCUUUGCAGUGUUAUAUGAUAACAAAGAACCUUCAAGGCGACCGUUGUUGCUAAGAACAAAAAACUCAGCAGCUUCAUUUCGUUUGCGCGAUUCUACAGUAGCAGUAAACUUUCCAAGGACACGGGGAGACUUUGUAGGGGUAAAUGUUGAUAGAACUGUGUUGCAAUUUCACUUUCGAUUUGAGGGAUUCAAAAUCCUAAUUUUCUUCGAGUAAAUUAACUGUCGCCCCAGUGUCAAUAACAAAUUUAACUUUGGCUAGGUCUUGAAUCGGUAAGUUAACCGCUGGAUGUUUGGUAUUUUCGUCUGUAUCUUGCACCAUAAACGUAUAGUCAUCCAACUUGGAGUGUUCACUGGUGGUGUCACUUGCGAUUUCUUCGUUUACAUAUUUGACCGUCUGCCGUUUGUCACUUUCAUAGCGGCCAUGCUGUUGUUUUUGUGGAGACGAACCACAGAUAUCUUAUAUACACUAGAUAGUGCAUCUAAUUAUUCUGAAAUUCAAAAAUUGAAGCCGUGAUUGCAGUCUCAGGUCGUUCCCAUGAAAUGAGAAGAUUCGUAUGUUUUCUAUUUCUCAAACAGGAGACUUAAACAUUAAGUUAACCCUAUUACAAAUACGUUUUUAAACUAUUCAAAUGAUGAAAGUUAUUGUUGUUUUUAAGCGUUUAUUAGCAAGUGGGAACGACCAACAUGGCCGCCAUCUAUUCAAAUGGGGGUAACCGCUGUAAUAUUCUUGGCUUCAAUUUUACUAAAAGAGAUGCGCUAUCUAGUGUAUAUAAGAUAUCUAUGAGACGAACCAGUGCCUUUUUAACUAUAUAUCCGGGGGGCGCCCCCCCAGGGAAAGAAUUUGCCCCCCCCCCCAGUAAAGCCAUUUCUGCCCCCGAAGUGUGAAGCAGAAUUGCUCAUGAUUGCUGUCAGAAUUGCAGUUGAUUUACUUGAUAAUGAGAUUAUGCCCUUCCAUAGCCUCCUCCACAGCCAUCUUGUGUGUAAUUCAUAUUGUUCUUCACCGAGUAUUUCAUAAUAGCGAUAGAUUUCAUGCAAACAAUCCGAUAAAAUGCUAACCUUUCCAAGCCUUUCGACUAUUUCCUAGCACUCUCCUCCGCAGAGACGUUUUGUUUUGUUUUGUUUUGGGAGGAUUAAUUGAAAAUUUUUUUUCUUAAAAAUAACAAGUUACAUUAAGAACCCCCCCCCCCCCAUCGACACAAGAGCCAUUCUCUUAAAAAGGCUAAAUCCGCAGAGAAAUUGGGGGGGGGGCGGGUGGGGGGGUGCAUGUUACAUGCUCUAAGCUGAAACUGAUUAAGUACGUCUCGACUGAGAAAAAAAGACGAUAUACUGGAGGAACUUGAUUUGUGAAAUCUCGUUAAAGCAGUUGUAGAUAUGGUUCCAAGAAGAAAAGAUUUAGUUUAAUUUUUUAACUGUUAAAUACAUGUAUGCAUCAUCAUAGCAUAAAUAUUUCUUCUCAGACAUAUUCUGUAUCGUAUGAAAAAGCAACGCAAUUUUUAGAAUGCGGAAAUAGUGUCUCAUAGAACCUAAAAUGAUUUAAAUUCAACAUUUCUGAUCAAAAUCACAUUAGAAUUCCCCCCCACCCCCAGCAUCACAGAGAGGAAAUAAGGUGACACUGACCCCUCCUCCUAUUUUUCAAGGUGACUUUUCCAAUUUAUUUAAUUCCGAGUAGAAAUGUCUGGAAAAAAUCGUGUGUUCGAUGUACUUUAUUAUCUUCGGAAUUCUGCUAGAUUUCACCCCCAAAAUGCAUGAAAUCGCAAUUCAGGGACCCUAGAUUUCAAAAUUUUCCGGACCUCGAACCCUCCUAGACGGUCUCUCUCACGCCUUCGGCGUGAGGUUCGCUCCCCCCGCAAAAUUAAGGUUUGGCUACGCCACUGGUUAUAGCUGUACGAUUAUAGCUACAAAGAGUUGAAGUUAUUGUUUAAAGUAAAAUAUAGCUGAAGUUAAUAAAUUAAAGUUUUACAAAAUCUCUCUUCAGACUCGCGCGUUCGCCAAACCUCGACGGCUCAUAUUUUUCUUUCUGCCUUUUUUUCCUGUUUUGCCCCCCCCCCCAGUGAAAAUUCCUUAAAAAAGGGACUGGUUUCCAUAGUUUGUUACAUUACUUGAUUACUAUCAAUAAUAGCAAAACUUGGUUGAUAGGAAUGUAAGUGCGUGGAAAAUACAAGGGGAAUUCAACUUUUCUAGCGAAGGCCCUUCGUCUGGGAGUUAGUAGGCAAACUUCUCGACGAAGAACUAGCUUCCCGACGAAAGAACUUCGCUCGAAACGUCGAAUUUCUCCCUGUACUUUUCAAGUACAUCACUAUCAGCCAUUUUGUUAUAUAAGAGUUACCAUCUAGCGCAAACAUGGCUUCCACAAUAGUGAAAUAUAAAACAUGAAACACUGAUUGGUUUGGCAAAACAACUCGCCGCGAGAAAGAUGUAGCAGUUUCCUCUGCUCAAAAGAGUUCAUCCCGUACCAUGGGGGUGGGUUAAUUUAAUUUUUCAUUUAUGUUAUUGCUUUCAUUCUCCGGUAUCUGUCGCGAAAUCUCCGAUCUCGCCAAGGGCGCCGGAGCUACGGGGGCAGCGGGGGCAACUGCCCCCGUUGCCGAAAGAGUGCGGGAGAGGCACGGCGUCAACAGGUUGCCCAUUUUCACCAGAACUGCGCUUCGAAAUUUGUGCGUUAUUCGCAUGAAUUGAAAUAUAUAACUAUUUUUAAGCAAUGUUUAACUAGCAAUCCUUGCUUAAUUUUAACCAGUUAUAGUAAAAUUAAUGCCAGAGGCUGCGGAAUCACUUUUGUAUAAUUAUGAUCAAAAUCAAACGAUUUUAAGUCCUUCACGAGCGGAACGAAAAUUUUUGAAAAUAUGGAGUCCCGAGUCCCUAAUGGCCUUUACAGAGUCUUUACUACUGCAAAAAGGACACUUUCUUUCUAGCCCCCCAAAAGAGCAUUUUUUCACUUUUAAAAAAUGGGAAGGCACAUGCCCCCAUUGCCCCCGGUUCUGCGGCCCAUGAUUAAUGCUAAAUCAGGCAAUAUACGUCCGUUUACUGAUUUUAUUUUUCGCCCUUAACAUGGUGCAACAAAUAAAAUUGUUCAAAAUUACUGUCGAAGUUUGCGACCCACAAUAGCCACAAGUAAUCGGGUAUCCAUACAAUAAAGUUUUAACAAAUGUUGCCGCCCAGAAAAAUAAUGGCUCAGAAGCAAGUGCCCUUUUGAAAUGGCUGCCCCCGCCGCUUCACAUUGCUUCCGGCGCCUCCUGGAUCUCGCACAUCAAUAAUCUUUGUUUUUGUAAAGUGGAAACACCACAUGAAAUCUUUCUGGGCGCCAUAUUUUGAUACUCGUGCAAACUCGUGUUGUUUGCAAAUUGUGUGUCUGAAUAUUCUCAUUUUUCUGAUUAGAAAUUUUGUAAGAACCGACGUAUUAUAAAGAUUCAAUAAAGAAAGCUAGACUCGAGAGAACGGUUGGGUGAUAUUUUUAAUCGAAAUUUGACUGCACGUGUGACCAGCCUCAUACCCAGGCGCAAAUAACGUACUAAAAAUAGCAACACUACAGUGUUUUUAUAUAGAUCAGUGGCUAAGAUGAGCGAGCGCGCGGGGGUGCUUGGGGAGGACACGACGAGGUUCUGCAGCUUCGUUUCCCGCGUCUUCCCCCAGCACCCCCCCCCCGUGCUUGCUCAUCUUAGCCACUGAUCUAUAUAAAAACACUGUAGUGUUGCUAUUUUUAGUACGUUAUUUGCGCCUGGAUACGAGGCUGCCCGCAAACGCCAUCUGGAAACGAAAUUAAUGAGUGUUCAUCAAUGGACAAUGAUCGGUGCUCGACCGUCGACGGUUUCGAAAUUUGCGGCGGCGGCGUGGAUUGAGUGAGUCCUGACAGCUUGUCAGUCUAUAAAUUUGGAAAUAUUUCUUCAGAGAUCUUAUCGCGAUAGGAGUGCUCUCUCCUCCGCAGGUUAUUUAUUCUAUUUAUAAUGUUCUUCGGCUCUCUUCGGAUAGUUCUCGGAGUUAAUCGCGAUAGGGCGCUGGACAAAACCACAGAAUAGAUACUGGACCAGAAGUGUCACUCAGACGAUAUUUUGUCCGAAAUUUUACGAGUGAUGACGUGAAAAUACGCCAUCAUAUGACGCCAUCCUGGAGUGCACACGGGAAGUUUUUCAUAGGCCAAACAUAGGUAUAAAGUGCCGUGUGUACUCCAGGAUGGCGUCAUAGCAC
Molecule: messenger RNA, 25599 nt
Organism: Paramuricea clavata
Lineage: Eukaryota; Metazoa; Cnidaria; Anthozoa; Malacalcyonacea; Plexauridae
Source: the annotation of a GenBank genome assembly